AAUUUUAUUUAGUAGGCUGACAACACUUUAUUUUGUUGCGAACUUGUGCUUACUUUUAUAUUUCAUAACAUUUUCAAGGUUAUUAUUAGAAUUACCUACGUACAAAACAUACAGUAAUAUGGAUAGGUUAUUACUUUUCAGAUAUAGGCCGGCGAUAAAUUCACUAAAAAGAUUAAUGUGCACAACUCAAGGUGGAGCGAAUAAAUCGACGAACAAUGGAAGUUCAAUUGCUCCUAGAUACAAACCUAAUGAAUUUCAAAAGUUUAUUUUAGUCUGGACUAAAAAGUACAAAAGCAAGGCUGAAAUACCACCACAAGUAUCUUGGGAUUUAAUAGAGAGAUCCCGAAGUGAAGCAAGGAUUAAGCUUUCCAACUAUUUGAUACUCAUUACUAUUCUUGCAAGUGUGUUUGCUGUAGUAUCAGGGAAAGCCGCAGCUAAAAGAGGUGAAUCUGUCCAUCAAAUGAAUUUAGAGUGGCACAAACAAUAUCAAGAAGAGUUUAAAAAGAAACAAGAGUCAGAAAAACAAUAAAAUAAAUGCUUACCUAAUACCAAAUGUUUAAUGUGCUGUUAUGUUCACAAUGUUGCUGUAGAUUAUUAUACAUUACUUUAUUAAUUUGUUUAGAAAUAUAUUAUUUAUAAAUUA
Messenger RNA from Melitaea cinxia (Glanville fritillary), 643 nucleotides. RefSeq names its product UPF0389 protein GA21628. The coding region runs from base 119 to 529 and encodes 136 amino acids. The record is from RefSeq and is a predicted model, not a curated record. The transcript has 2 exons. NCBI's taxonomy places the organism in Eukaryota, Metazoa, Arthropoda, Insecta, Lepidoptera, Nymphalidae.